ACUCUCUCAACCGUCUGUCUGUCACUCUGAACCGUUGGUGCUUUUCGUUCACACCGGACAGAUAACAGCUGAGAGAGCGGUCAACGUCUGACUUUACGUAGCUGUGUGAUUCUAAAACAUUAAUAGACAGUUUCCUUUCAUUUUUUUUCUUUCCAGUAAUGUGGUUAAAAUGAUGUGAGGAUGGCCAAGCGACCGGGGACCGACGACGGGAUGCUGACUUCGCCGACCAUUCUCCGGGAUUUCGCCGCCGACUUGAACACCGGGGAUGUGAACAUGGACUGCGGCGACGGAGCCGAGGAGGUCUCCUUGGAAGAAAUCUUGACUCUUUACAGCCAGCCGAUAAACGAGGAGCAGGCAUGGGCAGUGUGCUAUCAGUGUUGUCGGACUUUAGCACAGAGACAUCGGAGGAAAGGCUCCAAGUCUGCCGGUGCUUCUGCUGCCGACUAUCCGAGGAGGAUUGAGGGACCCGGGGAUGUGAAAAUCGGGAGAGACGGGACUGUCAAACUGCACUUUGAAGACGGCACAGAUAAAUACCAAUCAGCUCCAACAUCAUCAGCGGUUAUUGACUCACUGGGUGUCAUGAUAUACAAAGCUCUGGACUAUGGCCUCAAAGAAAACGAGGAGCGUGAACUCAGCCCGCCUUUGGAGCACCUGAUUGAUAUGAUGACCAACAUUGAAGAAACUGAGAGUGACCCCUGUCCGGAUGAGGGCUACGAGGCCACUGAAGAGGAGGAUGAGUGUGAGGAAGAGGAGGCUGAAGAGGAGCUCGUCUCUGCUACAACCACUGGCACAGUCAGCGGCAUUCGCAGCUAUCAGGAUAUCAUCUCGCUAUGUUCUACACACCUGCCCAGUCCAUCAGACGCUCCCAGUCAUUACCAGGCUGUGUGUCGCGCUCUCUAUGCCGAGACUAGGGAACUGCGCACCUUUCUGGAAAAGAUUAAGAGCGCCAAGGAGAACCUUCGGAAAAUGGAAGGUGAGACACACGAGGAACCUGUCAAAGACCUCAAUGAGCUGCAAAAUGCAGACUGGGCACGGUUCUGGGUGCAGGUGAUGCGAGAUCUACGACAUGGUGUAAAGUUGAAGAAGGUUCAGGAACGCCAGUACAACCCACUGCCCAUUGAAUACCAGCUCACACCCUACGAAAUGCUGAUGGAUGACAUCCGCUCUAAACGUUAUAAACUGCGAAAAGUCAUGGUGAAUGGAGACAUCCCUCCAAGGUUAAAGAAGAGCGCACAUGAAAUUAUUCUGGAAUUCAUCAGGUCACGACCGCCGCUCAAUCCUGCCUCAGCCCGUAAACUGAAACCCCACCCUCCCCGACCCCGGAGCCUUCAUGAGCGACUGCUUGAGGACAUCAAAGCUGAAAGGAAGCUCAGGCCGGUCUCACCAGACAUGAUCCGCAGAAGUCGUUUGGGUGCAGGGAAAAGCAUCAGCACCCCUCAGGACUUGUUCCGAAGCUCAGACACUCCUGAUGCACCCAGGAAGUUAGCUGGCAGCACCCAUUCUCUGGCCAGUGCCACCACGGGACCCAAUCAAGGCGGAGUGCAGCCACUUAGCCAGAGGAAGAGGCUGCUCAGGGCACCAACGCUGGCCGAGCUGGACAGCUCCGAAUCGGAUGAGGAGCCCACACGAAGCAGCUCCAGUAUGUCCACGUCUCUGUUGGAGGACACGUCACCCGAGUCCGUCGUAGGGAAGAAGGCUCCUCCAAAGUUCCUGCCUGUCUCCGCCACCCCACAGCCAGACAAGCGUCAGUCUCCACAGAGACGACACUCUAUCGAGAAGGAGACCCCCACCAGUGUCCGCCCCUUCGUACCUCCAUCCAAACAGAGCUCCAAGUCUUUGCUGAUGGCGGAUCCCAGCGCCAAGGUGGAAGCUGCCAGUGGUGCUCAGGGCACGGAGGAGUUCUGCUACCCAGUGGAGUGUCUGGCUCUGACGGUGGAGGAGGUGAUGCACAUCAGACAGGUUCUGGUCAAGGCCGAGCUGGAGAAGUUUCAGCAAUACAAAGACAUUUACAACGCCCUCAAGAAAGGAAAGCUUUGCUUUUCAUGUCGGACCAAGAGAUUCUCCCUCUUUACCUGGUCCUACACCUGCCAGUUCUGCAAAAGGCCUGUGUGUUCCCAGUGCUCUAAAAAGAUACGGCUGCCAUCUAAGCCUUAUUCCACCUUGCCCAUCUACUCUUUGGGUCCAAGUGCUAUGGCUAAAGAAGAGGCAAGUGGAGCGUCUGCCCCCACAGAGCCUGAAAAGCACCCGUUUGGGUCUGGACACAGCCGACACAGUCUACGCAGGAGUGUUUACAAGUUGUCCAAGCACGGAAGUAGUAGCAGCAGCAAAGAUGGCCGGUCACAGGACGAGCCAGAGCUGCCCAAGGAGCUGACAGAGGACUGGGUCACCAUGGAGGUCUGUGUAGACUGCAAAAAGUUCAUCACGGAGAUCAUCUCCUCCAGCAAGCGCAGCCUGUGCGUAGCCACCAAGCGUGCCCGUCUCAACCGCAAAACCCAGUCCUUCUACAUGUCGUCGUCCAGCUCUGUCAACUUCAGGCCCUCGGAGCGCACCAUCAAUGAGGUGUAGGAAGUAGGACCGCCCUGUGCACUUUUGUUCAUGCUGAGCUCAUUCGUUCAAUGGAAAAAAAAAAAAAAAAAAAAUCCUCUAUUAGUCUCGUUUUGACACGGACUGGUUCACUGCAGUUUAUGUAAAUGGUGAUUUUCAAAAAAUCAGAAGUGACCAUCCCACCCCAAAGGUAGUAAAGGUUCUUGCACCUUACCCCCUCUCAGGAAAAGUUGGCACGCUAUGAUUGGCCAUGACUAGUCAGGACUCUGCAGUAGCUGCCACGUAACAUUGGACAGCCAUGUUUCUAGCAGUAGCAGUGGUAGUUCAGGACACGGUGGGUAAAAUGGAUAUAUUGAGCUGCUGAUGUCGCUGUUGUGAACCAGGUAAGAGAAUGUAUAUUUGACAUAAGAGCGGGAUCAGCUGAUACAGAAAGCCAAAAGCUGCAGCGAUUUCGUGUAAAUAGUAUCAAGGUCCGGCCCUAAUCUUAGCUAUCAACAAGUUUUCCAGUUCCUGUUUACUUGGAGCACUCAGGAAGAACAACCGAUUGUCUUUUUGACAGAAAUGCACUGUAGAUCCUCCUGUCAGGUCUGCUGGGGUAGAUCUCAGCCACCCCCUGCCCCUCCUUUAUUCUUCCAGCAACAAUUAUGCCAAAUGUUACAUCAUUCAUUUUUUAGCCAGUUUAAUUGCAUAUUUGCUAUUAUUACAGAACACAUUGAGGGGUAAGAAUAGUCAGUUUAUUUUUCUGGGAGGGGUUUAGCUUUUAGUUAUAAUGUAUAUUCAAUUCUGUGCCUGGUGCCAAACUGUAUUUUUUUUUUCUUUGAAUGCCUUUGUAGUUAUGGACCUAUUGUACAUAUGUGUGAUAAACUCAAUGGGGUGCAUUUUAGGGUAAUCCAAGGUUUGGUUUCUUGCCCUUCCAUGUUCCAAGCUGGGCAAUAGAAGCACAGAAAUGUGGGCCAUGAGUGUGUACAUGCUGUAUAUCCUAAUUGUUCCAAAUUUAAAUUUAAUAUAAAAAAAACUAAACUAAGUAGAAGUAUAAUUUUACCAUGUUUUAAGAUUUCUGCCUCUGGAAUUUCUUUAUUUGAAAUUCUUCUCUGAGACCUUUAUUAUUAGUGUUAUUUUGUUUGUGUCAAUGUAAUAGUAAGAUUUUAUUUCUAUUGUAUAGUUUAUAAACUCCUCAGUGUUAAGAUACUCCUCUAAAUCGCAAAUAGCACUUUUAUUGGACCAAUUCAUUGUUUAUUUUGGGUUUUUGUCUUAAUUAAUAAUUAUUAAAAUCUUUGUUUUUCAGCUCUUGGGAGUCCAUAGUGCCAUUUCCCAGGGUUCCUCAUAAAUGAAAAUGUGUGUGAAUGGCUGCAGGUUGUUUGUAAGAAAGAAUAAUGGCUAAAACAAAACACUCCACUCCACUGACUUGAUUGUAGGCCAUUUUUAAGCAUAUGACUGUCAUCGAAUAUGCUUUAUGAACAUUUUAUCCUUUUAAAAAAACAUAGUCUCAUUCACAUUUACACAUACAUACACACAUAAACAUCUUAUGUUCAUAUAGUGUUUUGUGACAGUUGUUACCAAAUGGACACAAAGUCUAACCAGCCUGUCAAGUAAUGAUGCCAUGCCAUAGUACAUCUGAUCAAUUUUAUUUUAGACCUCUGUAAGGAAUGUGUGCAUGCUGUAUUGUGAUCUUAUUGUUUUUAUCAGAAAUUCUAAUAAAAUCAUCAUGAUUCUUA
Molecule: messenger RNA, 4259 nt
Organism: Seriola aureovittata
Lineage: Eukaryota; Metazoa; Chordata; Actinopteri; Carangiformes; Carangidae
Gene: spire1a
Product: spire-type actin nucleation factor 1a
Exons: 19
Coding region: 181-2565 (794 amino acids)
Biological process (GO): actin filament network formation; polar body extrusion after meiotic divisions; actin nucleation
Cellular component (GO): cytoplasmic vesicle membrane; cell cortex
Molecular function (GO): actin binding
Source: RefSeq, a predicted model, not a curated record